This is a messenger RNA of Gaeumannomyces tritici R3-111a-1, 603 nucleotides long. RefSeq lists its product as hypothetical. Bases 1 to 603 code for a protein of 200 amino acids. NCBI's taxonomy places the organism in Eukaryota, Fungi, Ascomycota, Sordariomycetes, Magnaporthales, Magnaporthaceae. The transcript has a single exon. The record is from RefSeq and is a predicted model, not a curated record.
AUGCACCGUCGUGAAGACUCAGACACUGUGAUGGAGGAUGCCUACCCAAGGCCCCCCUCCAUCACAUGGGGCCCUACCAUCUCCUGGGAGGCUGAGGUCGACUUGCUGUGCUACGCGAUCGAGGAUCUGAGCAUCGACGAUGCUCCUGUCAAGAUCCCUGCGCGUCUGCCUACGCCUGAGCCGACGGUGGUCGUCGCGCGCGCGGUCAUUCCUGAUGUCAAGGUUCCCGUGGUUCAGCCAGGAGAGAGUGAUCCCACAGUCGCUUCGGCUGACGAGGGAAUCCUCGACUGGUUGGGCUGCGAGAACGCCUUCGACAGAGGAAGGAUUGAUCUCGGGCUCGGCGAUCCCCGUUUUCUCAAGUGUGGGCGGGAGUACAGGAAGUCCGUCAAGGGCGUCGUCUGUGCGCAGCCCCGAGAGCGUGUGGCACAGCCGGUCGUCCCCAGUCGCCCAGGCAGAGUGAUGGGUGGCAAGUCGGCCGUCGACCCAUUCGUGGCAUUCAUGCUCGAUGGGAUCGACGUCGACGGCAAGGCUGCAAAGAAAAAGAACAAGCAAAAGCCCAAGAACCUCACAGAGGCCUUGCUGUAUCCCUACUCUCUCUACUAA